This is a messenger RNA of Tachyglossus aculeatus (Australian echidna), 2608 nucleotides long. RefSeq names its product signal peptide peptidase like 3 (gene SPPL3). Bases 22 to 1176 code for a protein of 384 amino acids. Lineage: Eukaryota; Metazoa; Chordata; Mammalia; Monotremata; Tachyglossidae. The record is from RefSeq and is a predicted model, not a curated record. Gene Ontology annotation, cellular component: lumenal side of endoplasmic reticulum membrane; Golgi-associated vesicle membrane; cytoplasmic side of endoplasmic reticulum membrane. The transcript is spliced from 11 exons. Gene Ontology annotation, biological process: membrane protein proteolysis. Gene Ontology annotation, molecular function: aspartic endopeptidase activity, intramembrane cleaving.
CGCCUCCGCUCCUCCAGCGCCAUGGCGGAGCAGACCUACUCCUGGGCCUAUUCUCUGGUGGAUUCCAGUCAAGUGUCUACAUUUCUGAUUUCCAUCCUCCUCAUAGUCUAUGGCAGUUUCAGGUCUCUUAAUAUGGACUUUGAAAAUCAAGAUAAAGAAAAAGACAGCAACAAUUCAUCUGGAUCUUUCAAUGGCAACAGCACCAAUAACAGUAUCCAAACGAUCGACUCUACCCAGGCAUUAUUCCUUCCAAUUGGAGCAUCUGUGUCUCUUCUAGUCAUGUUCUUCUUCUUUGAUUCAGUUCAAGUAGUCUUUACAAUAUGCACAGCGGUUCUCGCAACGAUAGCCUUUGCUUUCCUUCUGCUCCCGAUGUGCCAGUAUUUAACACGACCCUGUUCGCCUCAGAACAAGAUUUCUUUUGGCUGCUGUGGGCGUUUUACUGCUGCUGAGCUGCUAUCAUUCUCCCUCUCUGUCAUGCUCGUCCUCAUCUGGGUCCUAACUGGCCACUGGCUCCUCAUGGAUGCACUGGCCAUGGGCCUUUGCGUUGCUAUGAUUGCCUUCGUCCGGCUGCCAAGCCUCAAGGUUUCCUGUUUGCUGCUCUCAGGGCUUCUAAUUUAUGAUGUCUUUUGGGUCUUUUUUUCUGCUUACAUCUUUAAUAGCAAUGUCAUGGUGAAAGUGGCCACACAGCCAGCUGAUAAUCCCCUUGAUGUUCUAUCCCGGAAGCUUCAUCUAGGACCAAAUGUUGGCCGAGAUGUCCCUCGCUUGUCUCUGCCUGGCAAACUUGUUUUUCCAAGUUCCACAGGCAGCCACUUCUCCAUGUUGGGAAUUGGAGAUAUCGUGAUGCCAGGUCUUCUGCUGUGCUUCGUCCUGCGUUACGAUAACUACAAAAAGCAAGCCAACAGUGACUCCUGCGGGGCCCCGGGACCCGGAAACAUUUCUGGACGCAUGCAGAAGGUCUCCUACUUUCACUGCACCCUCAUCGGAUACUUUGUUGGUCUGCUAACUGCAACGGUGGCGUCUCGAAUUCAUCGGGCAGCGCAGCCUGCCUUGCUCUAUUUGGUGCCAUUCACCCUGUUGCCGCUCCUCACAAUGGCCUAUUUAAAGGGUGACCUGAGACGCAUGUGGUCCGAGCCAUUCCACUCCAAGUCCAGUAGCUCCCGAUUCCUGGAAGUAUGAUGGAUCAGAUGGAAAGUGACCAGAACCUCCACCGUGGUCCUUUUCCCUUAUCUCCAUUUGGUUUCCUCUGCAAGCUGGCCCGGGACUGGGAGAAGUACCAGUUUAAGGAACUAACGUGAAUGGACUUUUCAUUAAAAAGGAGGCUGGGCCGGGCGUGGGAGGAGGGAGAGAGUUUCUGGAGACCCUUCGGGUUCCUUUUCUUCCUUCAGAUAUGGAAUUGGGAACCCUUUCUGAAGCUGCACCCAUCUACGCCCGCAGUCCUCCUUGCCCCCUCCCCCCUGCCCCCGGCCCCUGCCCCCUUCUGUUUUUACGGAUCUGCACCGGACUGUUACCUUCGGGGGGGAGAGGAGGAGACCGAACUAUUUAAAAACUGAAAACGGCAAGGAGUCCGUUCAGGAACUUGUGAACACUAAAAAAAAAAAAGAGGAAAAAAACAAACACAAAAAACCAACCCCAAGCAGAGCGAGGUUUCUUCAGUGAACCGUCAAGUACUUUGGGGCCAGUUUCCCCUGGAGGACUUGAGUUUCAGAGAACUGAGUCAGAAGCUCUUCCGUCACUAUAUUCUUCUUUCUUUUUUCUUUUUCUUUUUCUUCUUUUUUUUGGAUUUAUUAAAUAUUUCCUGUGGUGUGAAGUGACUUAUUAAAUCCACAGAUAUUGAGUGACUACUUGCAGUAUACAUAUAAGAAUUUGUUGUAAUGAGUUACAUUUCCACCCAGAUGUCGUGUUGCAGUGAGCACGAUUUUUAUACACACACACACACACACACACACACACACACACACAUACACAUACAUGCGCGCGUAUAGAUAUAUAUAUGAAUAAACAAAAACCUGCUAAGAUCAUGCCAUGUAGCAGUCAGGGGCUUGCUGUAAUUUUUAGCAUGUAGACCAGUUUAUUAUGGCUUUUCUUGUAUAUGAAUCUACAAUAAGCUGCUGUUUUUUUCCCCUCCACAACUGAACCCGCAGUUUAAAAAACAGUGUAGUAUUUGUUUGUACUGAUAUACUCAUGGACUUUAGGGGAUUCUUAUUUGGUUAUGAUCAAUGUAGCAAACUAGGGAAGAAAAAGUUGAAACCCUUCUGCCCUUUUUUUUUCUUUUUACAGACUUCUUCCUUGCAGGUUUUUUAGUAGUUUCUUCUUGAACCAAUGCAUGUAUUAUAGCAGCAGGUGUCUUUGUGCUUUCUGAUCAUAGUAAUGUACCACUUGUAAAUACAUUUUUUCUAUUUUCUAUUUUUUUUGUAUUUUUGGCAUUUUGUUUCAUUAGUGUGCUGUAUUUUUCCAUGCCCUCGCCCCCUUAAAAGAAAAAAAAUCCAGAAAACAAGAAAAAGAAAAAAAACAGAAACCUGUCCUUUGCUGUUGUGAUUGUGGUCCGAGUUUACCUGCUGUGACUGCUUUGUACAUGGGACUCUGUUAAAAUGUGGACUUUUCUAACCAA